UCAGUGUGUAUUUGUACUCGAUAUUUGCCGUGAAACAAGAAACUUUCCUGGACGACUUCAACGAACCCGUCAAGGUAGUACAGCAGUAACAUGGCUGCGGCGAAGAGCGCUAUGCAGAUAAGAUUACCUCCUCUACCAAGUAUUAAAGAUGUUAUUCGACUCUAUAAACUUCGUGCUCUCAGGGAGCUAUCGCAAAAUUUCUUAAUGGAACCUCGUUUAAUUGAUAAAAUAGUGAACGCUGCUGGUAAAAUAGAAAAUCAUGUAGUCUGCGAAGUCGGCCCAGGCCCGGGGGGAAUAACUAGGUCUAUUAUCCAAAGAGCUCCCAGAAAAAUUGUCUUGAUAGAAAAAGAUCCUCGAUUUAUACCAUCUCUAGAGCUAUUAGCGGAUGCAUGUAAGAAUAAAGUGGAUGUGGAUAUUAUAACAGGAGAUAUUUUAAAGACUGACAUUGGUCACUAUAUUCCAAAGGAUGUGAAAACAGAGUGGGAAGAUUCUCCUCCACCUCUCAAUUUGAUUGGUAACUUGCCAUUUAGUGUGUCCACAAUACUGAUGAUUCGUUGGCUGGAGCUCAUAUCUAAGCAGGAGGGUCCUUGGGCAUUUGGGCGUGCAAGGAUGACUCUAACAUUUCAGAAGGAAGUAGCUGAGAGGAUGGCAGCAAGGAUCCUGAGCAGUCAGAGAUGUAGAUUGUCUGUUAUGUGCCAGAACUGGUGCACUGUCAAAUACAAGUUUGAUAUCUCUGGUGCUGCAUUUCUGCCCAAACCUGAUGUUGAUGUUGGAGUAGUCACCUUGACACCACUGAAGCAUCCAAUCAUCAAACAGCCUUUCAAAAUGGUUGAGAAAGUUGUCCGACAAAUAUUUUCUAUGAGACAAAAGUAUUCCAUCCGGGGAGCCGAAACAUUGUUCCCCGAACAUGUUAGAGAGGAAAUGGCACUGAAACUUUAUGAAAUGGCUGAUAUGGAUCCUGUGACAAGACCUUACCAGAUUGCUAAUAUGGAAUUUGCCAGAAUUUGUGAAGCCUACAGUGAAAUAAUAAAACAGUAUCCGGAAUUUGAGCAUUAUGAUUAUAGAGCACCUAAAAAGAAGUUGGAGGCUGCAGAAGUAGAGGACGGGGAUUUAAGUUAUACUUAGUUGGGUUAGAUGUAUAUAUGUUAUGUUUAAAUAAAUAAUUACAGAGCAAAA
This is a messenger RNA of Trichoplusia ni (cabbage looper), 1176 nucleotides long. It is a transcript of the gene mtTFB1, whose product is annotated as mitochondrial dimethyladenosine transferase 1. NCBI's taxonomy places the organism in Eukaryota, Metazoa, Arthropoda, Insecta, Lepidoptera, Noctuidae. Bases 91 to 1125 code for a protein of 344 amino acids. Gene Ontology annotation, cellular component: mitochondrial matrix. The record is from RefSeq and is a predicted model, not a curated record. The transcript has a single exon. Gene Ontology annotation, biological process: transcription initiation at mitochondrial promoter; rRNA methylation. Gene Ontology annotation, molecular function: mitochondrial transcription factor activity; rRNA (adenine-N6,N6-)-dimethyltransferase activity.